UGCUCUUCUAAGUCCACGUCAACAGAGCAGCGGCCAUCUUGAAUGAGGACAGAGGCCUGUGAUAGUUUUGUAGAAAAUAUCCAAGCGAAUUUUAUAACAUGGGAGCUGGGCAAUCUGCAGAUAUUCCUGGAGGUGGAUCUGAAGGAUACCAUGUUCUCAGGGUAAUUUCACGUCCGAUCUACUUUGCACUGUUGUUUUAUGCUGCUCUAGUUUAAAAGUUAAUUUAUCAUGGUGAGCUUACGUUGCAUUUUCAAAAGGUGAGCUUAGUGGUUUAUUGGACGAUUUCUUUCAUGUGCUAUGUUCUAGGUUCAAGAAAAUUCACCUGGAUACAAGGCUGGGUUAGAGCCUUUCUUUGAUUUCAUCAUAUCGAUCGAAAAUACGAGACUGGUAGGUUUCUAGUGUAGCAAUUUAUAGUGUUUAUCUCAAGCUUAUUUUAAAAGUUAAAAAAGAUAUUUUACUUUCUUUGUAGUAUAAGUGAAAUAGCCUGAAACUCUUGAUAGUAUAAAGAACAAUUAUUUAAGAGCUUUGUAAAAAAUAAUCGCUUGUGUCAUUUCUUAAAAACAGAUGUCUCUUUCUGAGUGCUUGAAGGAAACUUAUAAUUAGAGCACGUCAUUCCAUGCAAUUGAAUCAGCUGUGCUCAUGACAGAUAGUAGCAAAUUUGCAACCACAGCGUCUGUUGUCACAUUAAUAAAACUCUUGUUGCAGAAUGAAAAACGUAGUUAUAAUGAUAAUUAUUGUAAUAAUUAUAUAUGUAAUUCUUAUAUUUUUUAUUUUAUUGUAAAAGUGUUCAAAUAGAGAAAAAUAUUGUAGUAAGAUUCGCAAGUUAGAAGGAUAAAUCAUCUGAACGUAAAUGUUUGUGUUACCACAAAAUGCUGUGAUUGGUUGCAAGCCAUCAUUGAUGAACCUAAAAUGUAUAUAUAAAAAAAACAAGCAUGUGAUCGCAAACAAGAUAAGUAAUACUGGAGAGCUCCUCCUUAUGUUUUUUUUCUCAUUCUACAUUCUACGUUUGGUGCACACACUCUUCAUGUUAUUAUUUAAUGUCGUCAUUUUGGUCGUGCAAUUAGUUAGUUUUUUCCUCUACAUACCAAUGAUCCCCUAAAAGUAACAAAAGCUGUUUGUUUGAUCUUGCUAGCUUGGCAAUCAAUAUGUUUUUUGGAACUUCAUCAAACAAUAUUAAUUACUAUUGUAAUGCUUGGAAGGAAACAAACACAAUAAAUUUUGAAGCCGUAGUAUUGGCUAGAAUGAAAAUAUAGAUGAUAGUGCCAGAAAUUAAACAAAAUUAUUAUAAAGGAAAGUGUAAAUACAGUUAAGAAAUUUUUCCUUAUAUCUUGAUACAACAAGCUUAAAGAAACACAAAAAAAUCUAGGCAUAUUAAAUAUUUUGAUUUUGAAGCUUUGUAGUGAGUUGUGAAUUGAAAAAUGUUUAUUUCACUUUUUUAGGACCAAGAUAAUGAAACCUUGAAGGAAAUCCUUAAAUCUAAUGCAGAGAAACCUGUAAAAAUGCUUGUUUUCAGUAGCAAAACAUGUAAAGUUAGAGGUAAGAUCUUGGUUGUAAGAAAAUUAAUUUUGUAACUACAUGAUAAAAAUUACACCUUGUUUCAAAAUGCUGGCAAUUUAGUUAUUGUUACACCUUCAUGGCAAUUGGCCCUUAAUGCCUGUUUGUAAGGUAAAGAGUGUUUUGAAUUCCACUGUUGCAAUUGAGGCAAACAGCAUUCAAAAGAAAAGAAAUGUUGCCGCCCUUUUGGAAUAAGGUGCAUGGCAGUGAAGUUUCUAUAUUUGUGUUGGAUUUUUCUCCUCAAACUUACAUGUGUUAUUGAAUUGUGUUUCUAGAGGUAAGCAUCACACCAAGUAGUUUGUGGGGAGGACAAGGUCUCUUAGGUAAGACUUACUACAGUCACCUCUCUCCUAAUGGACAUCUCUAUGAGACGGACACUUUGGUAAAACUGACACCUAGGGUUGGUCCGUGGUUUUCUUUAUUCCCUUUAUUUGACUGUCCAUAAAAUGGACAACACUCUCAGACGGACGCUUCAUGCUGGCCCCAAGGGUGCUCAUCUCAGAGAGAAAUGACUGUACUGUAUUUAUUUAUAUUAUUUAUCAUUCAUAUGGUUAGCACGCUUAUAAAUUGCAGUAAUUUUUUCGUAGGGGUUACCAUUAGAUACAUUCAUCUGCCUUACGUUUGACGGUAGCUGACAUAUAGCCAUCAGACUGCUCAAUCAGUGAAGGAGAAUUGUCAAACUUGAUAAGCUUUCACCAUUUUCUUUUCAAGUUUUAAUGUUUAACAAUCUCUGUUUUUUCUGUUCUUUUCACAGGUGUUAGCAUUCGAUUUUGCUCUUUUGAAGGAGCAAAUGAAAAUGUCUGGCAUGUCUUGGUAAGUAUGUAUGCAGGUCUUCUGCAAGUCGUGUGACCAUCAUUGCAAUUCUCUAUUUUUAACACCCUUUCUUUUAAAGUACCAGUUUAAAACUUAAAUUGAAUAUCAUUAAUAUAUCUCUUACAGGAAGUUCAACCAAACUCACCUGCCAACAUUGCUGGAUUAAGGUCCAACACUGAUUAUAUUAUUGGAGCUGAUUCUGUUCUUCAUGAAGUAAGGGUUACAAUUCUCCUGUAGAAACUUGUUUUCAAUGAGGUUCUUUGUUUGUUUCUUUGGAAGAUCUCAUGAAGGUUUCUCUGUUUUCAUUUUGUAGUCUGAGGAUUUAUUUCAACUGAUAGAAAGUCAUGAAGGCAAAGUACUUAAGUUGUAUGUUUACAAUUCAGAAACAGAUGGCUGUAGAGAGGUAAAGUUUUCGCUAGUCUGAAACAGUACCAUAGAAUGUGUAAUUUGAUUCAUAGAGGGCUCUGAGCAAACUAAUGCUUUUCUUUGAGACUGGCAUAGUUUCAGUCAAAUGAUACAUCUCAGAGGGAGUUAUGGUGAAGAAAAAAUACGAAAAAUAAGCUAAGAAGGGUAAUGAACAUGUGUAAACCUUGUCACACAAGUCUCUUGUUGCUUUUUCUUUUAAAAUUGUAAACAUGUUCUUUGUUUGUAGAUAACAAUAACACCAAACAGAAACUGGGGAGGGGAAGGAAGGUAAGUUUUUGAAUCCUGUUUAUUUUAGCACACUGGAAACCUAAUAUUGUGGAUCCCCUCCCUCUCUGGAAAUUCCAGUUCAUACUUGUGAUCCCAUUUCAACUUGGCACUGUGCACUCAUCUGAUUUUGAAAUCACACAUAGGAGUUUCCAGUUUAGCUUCAUACUUUCCUUUUAUAAUUUUGACCUUUAAGACCCCCUCCCCCAUACUCCAUCAAAUCUCUAAUGAUCCUUUGUAUGGUGGGAAUAAAAUAUUAAUGUUUUCUCGGACCACAAUAUGCACGUAGCAAAGUGCCAGGACAUAGAGAAAAUGUGUUUCUUCUUUUGUGUUAUGUUAUGUUUGGUGUUAUCCGGAAUAUUUUUACCAUAUAGUUCUGGGGCAACAAAUAAUACAGCUAUACUGGGGGCAGGGGUAGAUCUAGAGGGGAAGCGGGGGUGCAGAGCUAGGGGUGUACACCUACCCCCAACCCACCCACUUUGUAAAACAGGGUGGUCAUGAGAAUUACAGACAUGAUCACACAAGAUUAAUUUACUUGAUGUUUUAUUAAUUUCUCCCCACUACUUCUGUAGGAAAUCAAUACGGGAACAAAUGAGAAUUCAGAUUUUGAUCUUAGGGUUUAAGGGUUAACUAAGAUGAGCAAGAAGUGGGCCCUGCACAGCACAUGACUCUUAUUUAUUUUACAAAAUGGUAUGACUUCAUUUAUGUUUGCGUUACAUUUGUUUUAUUUCAGCAUGGGCUGUGGAAUAGGCUAUGGUUACCUUCACAGAAUACCAAUCAAAGAUCCCUCUGAACUCCCUCCUCAACUCAAAGCUUCACCAGCUCCUGAUGGAUUUUCUGAUGUAAGUUAGCCCAGAUUCUGCUUCACAAAGUUUAGAGUUGUUUUUGAAAAAUUAAAAUAGUGAUAAUUUUGCUGAUGAAAAGAUUAUUACCCUAAAUGUUUCAUCAGAAACACGUCAGAACUUUAUUUAUUUAUUUAUUUAUUUAUUUAUUAUUUCCACAAUAAAGAUUACACAAGCAUUACAUUAUACAAAGAUGUGGCGAGGGGACCUCAGAAAACCACAAGGCUUGUACGAGGAGGCCCCCUCGUUACAAUAAUAUUAAGCAAUAGAACUAUAACAACACACAACAACGGACAGUACAAGACGCAUUAUCGAUAUAGUAGAAAAUCAAAAACUUUCGUUUUAAACGAUUGCAAUGUAAAAAUCGAAGUGACUGAGUUUGGUAAAGAAUUCCAAAUUUUAGGGCCUUGGAACAAAAUAGAAAAUUGUUUGGUGUUAGUUCGGCAGGCAUGAGAACGAAAUGCGAGGAACUUCUAGUAUUAUAAUUAUGAAUAUUGCUACUAGUAACAAAAAGGUUCGAAAAAAAGCGGUGGCAGUAAUUGAUGAUAAUAUGAAAACAUAAAUUGUGCAGUAUAGAAUGAAUUAAUGUUGUAUAUGUCCAAAAUCUUUAAACGGAAAAAUAAUGGUUCAGAGUUGUGCGCAAAAAUCUGCAUUUGUAAUAAUUGUACUGCUCGCUUUUGUAGAAGAAAAAUUCUAUUAAGGUUUGUUACAUAAGUGGAGGACCAAACUGUGGUACAAUAUGUUAAAUAAGGAUAAAUUAAGGUAUAAUAAAGAGACUUUUUUGUUGUUUCAGAAAGAAAGAAACGAGACCUAAACAUGACGCCAAUAGAUUUUGAAAUUUUCUUACAUAUAUAAGUAAUAUGCGGCUUCCACGUUAGAUGCUCGUCGAUAAAAACCCCUAAAAAUUUAACUACCUUUACUUGUUUUAAUAAAACCUCAUCAUACAAGACAGGAUUUAUUGGGAAGCCGACUGGUUUUUGCCUUGCUGCAAAAAUGAUAUAAUUAGUUUUCGUUAUGUUAACAGAGAGCUUAUUUGCUUUCAUAAAAAGAUCAAUUUGAGAUAAAUCAUUAUUUACGGCAGAAAUAGCACAAUUUAAAUCGGGAUUAGAAUAAAACACACUAGUAUCAUCUGCAAAAAGCAUAGUUUCAGCAAGACGAGUAGCACAAGGGAGGUCAUUGAUAUACAAAACAAACAAUAAUGGUCCUAAUAUAGAACCUUGAGGGACUCCACAGCUCAGAGUCAGCCUAAUAGAACAAGUCUCUUUGUACUGGACGAACUGCACGCGAUUUGACAAAUAGCUUUUCAACCAGCUAAGUGCUAGCCCAUGAAUCCCAUAAUGCUCAAGCUUAGACAAGAGUAUUUGAUGGUCUAAAGUAUCAAAUGCUUUUGAUAAGUCUAAGAAUAUGCCAACUGUAUAUUCGCUUCUGUCAAUAGCAGUUGCAAUUUUAUUAAUAAGAUGAAUUAAAGACAGCGCUGUAGAAUAUUUUUACUAAAUCCAAAUUGGCAACAAUAUAAGAUAUCUAAACGAUCUAAAAAAUUUGUAAUACGAUUGUGCAUAACUCUUUCAAAGAAUUUAGAAAAAUUAGAAAGAAGCGAAAUUGGACGGUAGUUAGUGAAAUACUGGGAAUCACCAGCUUUAAAUACGGAAUCAGUUUAGCAAUUUUCAGUUCAUCAGGAAAUACUCCUUUAAUAAGAGACAAAUUGAUUACAUUGGCCAAAGGCUGAGAAAUGAGAUCAAAGGUGCUUUUUAUUAUAUCCAUUGAAACGUUAUCAUAUCCAGGCGACUUUCCAGAUUUAAAAGAGUUGCAUAUUUGAUUUAGUUCGAAAUAUUAGUUGGAUUUAAGAUAAGCGACUCAUUAACAGAAACGCCAAGAAAACUACGAAAAGAUACUUGUGUGUCUGGAAUUUUCCUUGCUAAAUUCGGACCUAUGUUGGUGAAGAACUUACAAAAGCAGUUAGCUAUUUCUUGUGGAUCAUUUAACAGUUUUCCAUCAGAGAAAAAGGAAUUUGGCAGAGCUGCUUUUCUGCUCGGUUUGUUGAUUACAUCAUUGAUUAGUUUCAAGUUUCUUUCAGGUUAUUUUUUAGCCUUCUCAAAUUUUGUAUCAUAGUACUUUCGUUUAGCAAUUUUUAUAAGAUGAUUCAGUUUGUUCCGAUAGCGUUUGUAUUUUAACUCAGUAGUUGAGUCCCUAGAAUUAAUGAACUGCUUAUAGAGUUUAUCUUUUUCCUGAUAGAAACAAGCAGAGAUUGCGUUAUCCAAGGGGAGCGCAUUACUUUCUUUGUUUUAAGUUUUAUCGUUUUUAAUGGAAAGCUUUCAUUGUAUAAUCGAACAUACUCACUCACAAAACUAUUAUAACAUUCAUUAGUAUCGCUUUCAUCGAAACGUAAAUUCCAAUUAACACGAGAAAGAGAGAGCCGAAAAUUGCUCUUAUUUCUUUCUGAAAAAUCUCUUUUAGUGAGAUAUUUAGUUUGGCUAUUUUUCGACGCUAUUUCUGUCUCAUCCACUUCAUAAACAAAAACCGGUAGAUGGUCAGAAAUAUCAUUAAUAACAAUACCAUUGAAAUGUUUACACCUUACAUUAUUCGUGAAUAUAUUAUCAAUAAGUGUGGCCGAAUGAGCAGUGAUCCGAGUCGGUCUAUUGAUUAGAGGAAUGAACAUAUGGGAAAAUAGACUAUCAACAAAUUCUUGAGUAGGGGCAUGAUCGGAAUAAUGAAACAGAUCUAUAUUGUAGUCUCCACCCAAAUAACAAUAUUUGUCAUUUCUAGUUAUUUUAGCAAGAAUCUCAUUAAAUUUUUCCAAAAAGUCUCGAGUGUUAUAAUUAGGCGGACGAUAAACAGUACCAACUAUAAUAUUUUUCCCAUUGGGAAUGUUAAUUUCAACAAAAAGAGUUUCGAUCACUUCAGGUUCAGAAUAAUUACAAUCGCGGCAUAAUUUGUAUUCUAAAUCGUCAAGUAAAUAAAGACCUGCUCCACCGGCGGACUUGCUAUCGCGGUGGUUCGAAAUAAAUUUAUAUCCAGGUAUUUCCACCUGGUCCGACGUAAGCUCAGUUAGCCAGGUUUCCGAUACGCAUAUGGCAGAAAAUAGAUUUUGCAAAUGACUAAGCAGGGAUUUAAAUUUAACUUUGUUAGAAACAUUUGUUGUAUUUGUUAAGUUUACCCGCUACACAGCAUCUUUAUUUAUUUAACCCUUUAUUAGUCCCAAUAGUGACCAAGAUCAAUUUUCUCCUAACAAUAUCUAUACACUGUCAAGAGAUACGUUAUGAGAAUAAAUAAAAUGAUCACCCAAGAGAAAAUUCCUUGAUCUAUUAUCAAAUUCUCUCAACUAAUUCUGUAAGGGAAUGUAUGGAGAUCAUUUUGGAGAAUAUGUAUGUUGAUAUUGGGGCUCAAAGGGUUAAUGCAUAUUUGCAAUGUAUGCUGUUGUCAUUAGGUUCCCCUUGUUGGUCCUACGACACCACCCACGUCGGUACCUCUUGUUGCUGUUUCAACAUCAGCAUCACCAAGCCAAACAGCAGGUCUUGAGUCGGGAAUGGUGAAUUUGAAUCUUAACAAUCCUGCAGCCCCCGGCCAUGAAUCCAUUCAGUACUCUCCCUGCUGUGUCUCCAGCUACUACGACAACUGGAGCAUAUCCAGUGGGGGCUCCACUGGUGGCACCUGGUAGUACCUCGCCUUCAGUGCCUUCAUUCUCGCCCCAAAUACAAGGAACUCCUGUCAUAGGAGGACUGCCGCAGCCCUUGAUUCCAUUAGCACCAGUCAAUACAUCUCAAUCAUCGCCUCCACAAGCGCCAGCACCAGCUGAAACCUCCUCUGUCACAAUAACAGCAACUGCAGCUCCUCUUAUGACUGAUAUCACUGCCGGAGCAAGCCCAACUCCGUUAAUACCUGUGACAAGCACUUUACCUACGAGCGGUGACAUUGCAACAUCUUUUACACCAUCACCGCCACCAAAGCAACCCAUUGUUACAUCAUAGAACAGCAUAUAAUAUUUAAAAUGAUUUGACACUUACUGAAUAUAUUAAAAAAUAGUCCUAUGAGUAUUUGAUGUCAUAAUGCCAUGAAGGGUCAAAAGAGCACAGCCAUUAGAUUCUGGGACAUAGUGCAGCCCUGCAGUUUAUGGGGUUGUUGCAUAUACUUUGACAGACCAACCAAUUUACUCUAUGGAAGGUGUAUUUCAUUAGCCGUAUUCACACUAGAGAUGGAUCAUCUGUCUGAGACGGGUUAUCCGUUGGAUAAUUCACGUCAGACAAAUAAUAUGUCUAAAUCUGAAAAUGGAAUGGUCUUAAUUUUAGAUGGACAAUCCGCCUGACUUUAUCUAUCUGUUUUUCCACCAAAUUGGUGGUGUUUGAAGAUGGAUUAUCGGUCUCAGACGGAUAAUCCGUCUCUAGUGUGAAAACGGCCAUUAGUAUUUUUGUACUGUUUUAUGUGAAUCUUGUGCUGGUAAAGUCCUGAACAGAACCUUAAGGUGUAACUUGCAAAUGUGUGACUACUUUAAAUUAUUUUGUGAAGGAAGUUGUUGUGUGAAAAUGACUUUCUAAUGCAAAGAAACCAAUACAAGGCUUAAAAUGAUGCUGACUUGAUUUCUGAGACAAAAUUCUUUAUUGUGUUUUUUCAAAUGAAACCCCUUCAGGGUGAGUGUUGAGUGAUAUUAUUCUAAAUUGCUCCUCAAAAAAUGAUUUCGGGGAAAUUACAAUCAAGUGACCUGCAAUUGCGGAAGUAUUUCUAGUGAGGCCCAGUUUGGAUAAAUUCCGACAAGCAACAUGGCCUUAAAACAGCGACAUAGGACAGCAGAAAUGAUGACAAACGACACAAAGUUGGGCUGAAGCUACGACAGCAACAGAGAAAAACGCUGACAUUGACAUAGCUUCCUCCUCAAUAAUGCGAAACAGACAGGUUUCAGACGAGGGACAUACAUUACCCCGCUAAGAGGCAGAAAGAAGUGACAAUCAGAAAUACGUCUGUGUUUGCAGGCUAGAAAUCUAGUAGAACAAUGAAAUAUUUUGCAAUGUGGGAGACAAGUUACUCUAAAGGUUUACAAAUUAACAGUGGUCACACUUUUUUCUGUCACUCUAAUAGAUUAUUACAUACUUCUUAUUUUGUUUUAUUUCAUGGAAGGGAAAGAGUCAGUUCUACCAGGUUAUCACUCAAGAUAUUAUUAAGAUGUUAGCAUGCCAUUAAGGUUGUUCACCAGUUGUACAAUAAGCUUGAGAAUGAUAUUUUAAUGACAUGCUAAGUGCAGUGCAGGUAUAGUAAAAUACACUUCUGUAAUACAAAUAACGGUAGCAAGUGCAGAGUUGUCACAUCUCCGUAUAUGUUUGCAUAAUGCUUCCCAUAAAAUUAUCCUUCUCAAACUCAUCAAGUAUUACUUAUUAGGAAGCUUAUGCAAAUCGUCUUUAUGAGAGAAAAUACACUUGGCAUUUCAAACUUGGUAACGCCAACGCAUUUUAACCCUUUCGCUG
Messenger RNA from Porites lobata, 9349 nucleotides. The record is from the annotation of a GenBank genome assembly. NCBI's taxonomy places the organism in Eukaryota, Metazoa, Cnidaria, Anthozoa, Scleractinia, Poritidae.